This is a messenger RNA of Toxorhynchites rutilus septentrionalis, 791 nucleotides long. RefSeq lists its product as uncharacterized. The transcript is spliced from 3 exons. The record is from RefSeq and is a predicted model, not a curated record. NCBI's taxonomy places the organism in Eukaryota, Metazoa, Arthropoda, Insecta, Diptera, Culicidae. Bases 246 to 791 code for a protein of 181 amino acids.
UCGGACGAAAUUUGCUUGAAGCUGACUCCGAACAAUCUACAAAAUUCAAAAGCCGUAUUGUUUGUGUCGUCCCCGGAUGUAAGCAGAGAUAUCGCCCCGGAAUUUCUUUUCAUGCCUUCCCUCCGAAAACGGCCAAAUCGCGGUAUCUAGACUGGAUCCAACGACUACGGCUAAAGAUAGAACCUACAAAAACCUCCCGUAUUUGUAGCCUCAAUUUCACCGUGUCGAACUUCUACUCUCCAAGUAUGAAGUCAACAAGCCGUGCCACUGAUCGCUUAAUUCUUAGGCCAUCAGCGGUUCCCGACUUGAAUUUGCCACAACCUCCCAUCAGCGAAGCCAGGAAAAGACUUAUUGAGGGCCGUGCUGAACGUGCUGCAAACCGUGCCAAAGUUGGGGCAGCGAUGGACCAGAGACAUGAUACACCAAACCUUUCAGAUCUUGCCAUCGAUGCUGAAUGUGCAGAUCAUCCCGAAGUCUGUGUUCCUACAGUAGAGAAAGCAGUUCAGGUAGACACUACGGAUUUGGAUAAACUUAAAGUCAAGCGUAUCUCAGCGAACUCCUUUGGAAGCGAUGACGAUCUUGUAUCAUGGACUGGACUUAAAUCAAGAGAAAUGCUCGAAUCUAUUGUCAAAGCAGUGACUCUCGUGAAGCAGUAUAGUAGCCUCUUGAUGAGUUCAAAUUGGACUGUUUCGGCCUUUUCCAUUAGUGCGAAAAUACGAAUAAAAGUGCGCUCUAACAUCGAAUCAUGUUGGUGUCUUCAGCGCACUUAUUCUUCGAUUGAUUACGAAUAA